AUGGACACGCAGACGACGCAGACGCCCGGCGGGAUCCCGGACCUCGUCCUCGACAGCGACGUCUUCACGCUCGACUUCCACCCGCAGCGCAACAUUGUCGCCACGGGUCUCAUCAACGGCAGCGUCCAAGCCUUUGCCUAUGCGCCCGAAGGCCACGCGAGCGUGCUCAGCUUGAGCCACCACCAGGAUGCGUGCCGCAAGGUCAUGUUCUCGGAAGAUGGCAACACGCUCUACACGGCGUCGACGGACAAGUCGAUCCGCGCAUACGACACGACGGGCGGCGUCAUGUGGGCCGAGCUCAACGCCCACGCUCACCCGGUCAACACGAUGCAUCAAAUCUCCAACAACAUUUUCACGUCGGGCGACGACCAAGGCUGCAUCAAGAUGUGGGACGUGCGCCAGCACCGCUGCGUCGUCGAGUGGAAUGAACACACGGACUACAUUUCGGACAUGACGACCAAUGACGCCAAGGACACGCUGCUGGCGACCGGUGGUGACGGUCGCUUGUCGGUCUACGAUCUCAAGAAAAAUGCGUUCGUGCGCAAGAGCGAUGAGCUCGACGACGAACUGUUGUCGGUUCGCAUUGUCAAGGGCGGGAAGAAGGUGGUUUGCGGCUCGCAAGAUGGCGUCCUCGUCAUCUUUAGCUGGGGCACGUGGGGCGACAUGUCGGACCGGUUCCCCGGGCACCCGGACUCGGUCGAGACGAUCCUCAAGGUCGACGAAGACACGAUUUUGACGGGCUCGAGCGACGGUAUCAUUCGCGUGGUGCAGGUCCACCCGAACAAGCUCCUCGGUCUCAUCGGCGACCACGAAGACUUUCCCGUCGAAGUGCUCGAGUUCUCGCACGACCGUCGCAUUGUCGGCAGUGUCUCGCACUCGGACAAGGUCCAGUUCUGGGACGUGGGCUACCUCUUUGACGAAGACGACGACGACGACGACGAAGACGAUGGUCAGGAAGCUGCGGGCCUCGCGUUUGAGCCCAAGGACGACGAGUCCAUGGACGACAGCGACGACGACAGCGACGACGGCGACAACGGCCAAGCGUUCGGCCGCCAGGCGGCACCGACGCAGCGGGAAGCCUUCUUCUCGGACCUCUAA
Messenger RNA from Saprolegnia diclina VS20, 1098 nucleotides. RefSeq lists its product as hypothetical. NCBI's taxonomy places the organism in Eukaryota, Oomycota, Saprolegniomycetes, Saprolegniales, Saprolegniaceae. The transcript has 8 exons. Gene Ontology annotation, molecular function: protein binding. Bases 1 to 1098 code for a protein of 365 amino acids. The record is from RefSeq and is a predicted model, not a curated record.